Limanda limanda (common dab) is the source of this 1193-nucleotide messenger RNA. RefSeq names its product CXADR like membrane protein b (gene clmpb). Lineage: Eukaryota; Metazoa; Chordata; Actinopteri; Pleuronectiformes; Pleuronectidae. The record is from RefSeq and is a predicted model, not a curated record. The transcript has 7 exons. The coding region runs from base 9 to 1193 and encodes 394 amino acids. Gene Ontology annotation, cellular component: membrane; cytoplasmic microtubule; cell surface.
ACCUUCCGAUGCGUAUGGGAUUUCCAGCCGCGAUGUCUGCAAUAUUCGGCUCUUUGUUUCUGGCUCUAUUCAGCCUGCUGUUGGUCGGUGCCCAGACGGACAUGAAGAAGGUCGUCGGGGACAACGCCACCUUACCAUGCCACUACCAGUUCCCGUCGUCCAACUCUCUCGACAUCGAGUGGCUCCUGCAGAAACCAAACUCCAAACAGAGAGUGAUCAUUACCUUCUUCGGGGGCCAGGUUUACACCAAUGAGGCGACAGGCAGCGAGGCCAGCCGUCUGUCCUUUCCCGGGGAGUACCUGGCCGGGGACGCCUCCCUGAUGAUCAGUGACUUGCUGCUGUCCGACUCUGGUGAAUACUAUUGUAAAGUCAAGACCGGGGGCAAGUACCACUGGAGCCAGGUCAACCUCAUUGUGCUGGUCAAGCCUUCCAAGCCGAGCUGCUGGGUUGACGGCAAAUUCCUGGAGGGCACUGAUGUCAAGCUGAGCUGCAAGUCCAGCGAUGGGUCAGAACCCAUCAACUACAAGUGGGAGCGAGUGCUGGACAAAGGCAAGAGCCUGGGCAAGCUGCCAAACCUGGCACUGAUAGAUCUGAAGAACCCGGAGAUGGUAACCCUGAGGAAUCUCACCAUGGACAACACAGGGUUCUACAGGUGCACAGCCAACAACGACGUGGGGGAGGAGAACUGCACCAUCGAGGUCCCGAUGCAGCGUCCGAGUAACGUUGGUUGGGCGGCGGGUAUGGCGGCGGGAAUAUCCCUCAGUAUCCUCAUUGUCAUAUUAAUCAUCUGGCUCGUCUUCCGGAAGAAAGAGAAGAAGAAGUACGAGGAGGAGGAGACUCCAAACGAGAUCAGGGAGGAUGCGGAGGCUCCCAAGGCCAAGCUGGUGAAGCCCAACUCCCUGUCCUCGUCCCGCUCCGGCAGCUCGCGCUCCGGAGCCUCCUCCACCCAGUCCAUGGUGCACAACAGCGCCCAGCGUGGUCACCGCCCCCGCCCGCCUGCUGUAGCAGCUCUCAAGAAUGAGAAUGGACAGCCUCCAGGCUUCCCCCAGUCCCCACCUGCCUACACUACAGUUGUGCCCCCCAAGAACCCUGAGACCCCUACCACUCCCAAAUUCAACUCCAGGAACAUGUCGGGGCCUACACCCCCAACCCUCAUGGUCCCCGCCCAGACCAAGGCCUUUCAGACUGUGUAG